Molecule: messenger RNA, 3935 nt
Organism: Loa loa (African eye worm)
Lineage: Eukaryota; Metazoa; Nematoda; Chromadorea; Rhabditida; Onchocercidae
Product: oxidoreductase
Exons: 25
Coding region: 33-3800 (1255 amino acids)
Molecular function (GO): oxidoreductase activity; phosphopantetheine binding
Source: RefSeq, a predicted model, not a curated record
UAUUAGUUAUCCGAAUUGUGCAGCAAGGUGAAAUGUCAACACUGGUAGAGUUGUUCCGUAAGGCAGCAAAUAAGGUGGAGCUGAAAUCAAAUAUUGUGGUUCAUGAUGGCGAUACUAAGUGGACACUGGCUGAAUUGGACGUGAUGUCGGAAAAUUUGGCAAAACAUUUCAUUGAAAAGUAUGGAGCUAAGAAAGGAGACUGUAUCGGCAUCUAUAUGAACAAAUGCGCAUUCUAUGCACUAGCUUAUACGGCAACCCUAAAAGCUGGUUGUGCUUAUCUUCCUCUCGACGUAUUUUACCCACAAUCUCUGCUAAUUGACAUUAUCAAUGAAAUUAAGCCAGUGGUCAUUUGUUCAACACCGGACAUUGCUGAUCACCUUUCAGAUUUGGCACCGAUGUAUAUAUUUAGCUCAUCACUUCCUAAUCCAUCACAGUCCAUUAAACUACCUGAAGUUGGUCCUGACGAUCGUGCUUAUAUCGUUUAUAGCUCUGGCACAACCGGCAAACCAAAAGGUAUCGAAUGUCCACAUCGUGGUGCUGCUUUCUCAUAUGAAUAUCGAUUUAUUAAGUACCCAUAUGUGGAGAAUGAACGAGAAGCUUGUAAUGUAUUUUUUGUCUGGGAAUUGUUCAGACCGAUUCUUCAAGGAGUUGAAAUGUAUGUGAUACCUGAUAAUAUCAUUUAUGAUUUACCGGAAUUAUGCCGUUUCUUGAGUACUCAUAAGAUCACAAGAAUGAUGUUCACUCCAUCAUUACUGGAAGCCGUUCUGGAUACCCAUUCUGAUGAAACAAUCCGAUCUACAUUCCAUACUUUCCGGACAAUAUUGUUGUGUGGUGAGGUGGUCACAUAUUCCUUACUGAAGCGAAUCCUUGAUGUCUUACCCAAAGUGGAGAUCUUGAAUUUGUACAGUAUUUCCGAGUGUCACGAUGUGGCUUACUCGAAUCUCACAGAGGUUUUUUACACUCAGCCAGCAAGAAAGUAUGCUCCCGUUGGAAAAGUGAUCCCUGGAGUGAAGGUUGCUGUCAUGGAUGUUUCCGAGGAACUGAAAGAAGUUCCAAUGGGAGUUUCCGGAGAGAUUUUUGUGGGUGGACCAGCACUGGCAAUUGGAUAUAUUAAUCGACCAGAGUUAAAUCGCCAUCGUUUUAUAGCUGUACCAGAUGAACUGAGAGAUCAGUUAGGUGAUCGUUUGUAUAGGACAGGUGACUGGGGAUAUUUACUGCCUAAUUCAGUUUUGGAAAUUUGUGGACGAUGUGAUACAAUGGUGAAAAUUCGUGGUUACAGCAUUGAAAUUCUAGCUGUGGAAUCAAUGAUUUUGGAAUUGCCGUACGUAAAAUCAUGCGUGGUGAUAAGCGUCGGAUCAGAAGGCGAAGAUAAACAUCUUGCAGCAUAUGUUGUUUUGAAGGAGAAUAUUACCAGGAAGCAAAUGAGAGCUGAUUUAAAAAAGCAAUUACCCUUUUACAUGGUACCAAGCUAUUUCGUCUAUCUACCCAGCUUGCCAGUAGUGCCAGCAUCAUCAAAAGUUGACAAAAAGGCAUUACCACCAGUGGAUCAGCGAAAUGAUGCGGUGGAAGCAAGUGCCCUUCCAAAAACUGCAACAGAAGAACGACUAGCCAAGUUAUGGACUGAAGUGCUAUCACGGACUGCUAUCGAUAUUCAAGAAAAUUUUUUUGACCUCGGAGGGCAUUCAUUGACGGCAGCUCGUCUGUUGCACAAGAUUCAGGAGGAAUUCGGAGUGCAGUUGAGUAUGCACGAAUUAUUUGCUACACCAACCGUAUCGUCGUUGGCCCGACGUAUCGAUCAUAAAGAUGACAGUGAUAAUUUGGAGCAGGUCGAUCUAGCCCAUCAAGUCAGCAUUCACGAUUUUAAGGAUAAUGUGAUGGACUUACACUUACGCGCUUUUUGGCGUUCUACUGAUUUGGAUCAUAGCUUCUCACGUGAUAUUGUAUUGCUAACUGGCGUUACUGGUUUUAUUGGCUCUCAUAUACUUGUCAAACUUCUACUUACAACUGAGAUGCGAGUUAUUUGUUUGAUUCGGGAAAGCGCAGGUGUUACCACACAAUUCAGGCUUAUUGACAGCAUUGAAAAAAUAGGUAUGAUGACAAACACGUUGAAUGACUUAAUCAAAAGUCGAGUUAAAAUAAUUUCUGGUGAUGUGGCACUGAUACGACUAGGCCUUAGCGAGGAGGAAUAUUUAUUCUUAACAUAUGAGGUGGACACGGUCAUUCACGCUGCUGCUUAUGUGAAUUUGAUCUUCCCAUAUCAGGCUCUACAUGGUAUUAAUGUAUUGGGUACACGUAAUAUUCUAGACUUCUGUCAUCAGAAUAAAGUAAAACCUCUCUAUUAUCUAAGCACCAAUGCAAUAGUACCGUCGAAUUUAAAGGAUGUCGAUGAAGAUAUCAUUAAUGAUGAUGUACAGGGAAAGCUGUUGAAUGGCUAUGCUCAAACUAAAUGGGUAGCUGAAAGAUUGGUACUUAAUUCACAAAUACGAGGACUUCCAACAGUAAUCUUUCGACUUGGGAAUCAAGCAGCCUCAAUGAGUACCGGAGUGUGGAAUAAACAAGAUUUCAUCUAUUUGUUAAUUUUUUGCACAAUUCAAACCAAACUGGCUCCAGAUCUGGAUUUUGUGGUAGAAUUUACACCAGUUGACUUCACUUCUUCCUUUAUUACACAAAUUUUAACAAAAAGUUUCCGUGCUAGCAUGGGGAAGAUAUUUCAUUUAACGAACAAUAAUGCGCCAACUUGGCGACAAAUUGUUAAUUGGAUAAAUGAUUUUGGCAUUCCAAUGCGACUAAUACCUAUGCAGCAAUGGGUACAGCUAAUUAGUACAAGAGAAGGAGCAGAAUGCCAACAGUUGCAGAAAUUACUUCAAUCAAAAGAAGAUACGCUUUUCUCGACAUAUUCAACGUUUAAGCGAACAAACACAGAAAAAGUACUGAAAGAUAUGGGUGGCACCUAUCCUGUUGUGACAAAAAGUUUAUUCACUCAUUGGCUUAGACUUAUGGCUCAGAAGAAUUUUACAGCAAUACCAACAUCCACUCCUUUUGGAAAGACAACGGUUGGAAAAGUCUGCAUAGUGACAGGUGCAAGCACAGGUAUUGGUGAGGCAAUCGUUCGAGAACUUGCCUUAAUUGGAUAUAUGAAGGUGGUGUUCUGCGCAAGGAGACGAACAAAGCUAAUGGAACUGUUCAGCAAAUUGGAAGCUGAAGGAUGCAUGUCGAGUAAUUUACUACCUGUGCAGUGUGAUAUUACGCAAAUGAGUGACGUACAGUUUGUGGUAAGUCGAGCUGUGGAAACGUUUGGAACUAUAGAUGUACUCGUCAACAAUGCCGGAUGCAUGUAUUAUGAGAUGAUGAAGAAUGGACCAACGAAAGAAUGGAAUCUUCAAAUAGAUGUUAACUGUCGUGGCACAAUGAAUUUUAUUGGAGCGGUACUUCCGCAUAUGAUCAAAGCUGGAUCGGGACAUAUCGUAAAUAUAACAUCUGAUGCUGGGAAACGUGGUUUCGCUGGAUUAGCGGUUUAUUCCGGAACAAAAUUUUUCAUCGAAGGCAUGUCACAAGCGUUACGUUUGGAAAUGGUCGAAUACGGUAUAAGAGUAACGAAUGUACAACCGGGAGAUGUUGAAACGGAAUUAGGAAGUCAUUCCAUUGAUAAGGAAGCAUGCGACAAGUAUGACAUAUCCAAAGCAGGUCAUCCUAUCCUCAACUCGCCUGACAUCGCUCGAGCAGUAUUAUACGCAGUGAAUCAACCAUCUGCGGUUGCUGUCAACGAAAUUCUUAUUGAACCUCAAGCUACUCCCAUAUAACUCAUUCUUGUUUAUCUUUUACGGUCUUGAAUUUACACAAAAUGAUUCGAAUGUUUUAAUCGCUUGAUUUGUUUUUAGUGAUAUUCGGGCUCGGAUUGUUUCAUAUUUAAUUUCAUAAUAUUUGGAUAAACUGCU